This is a messenger RNA of Amborella trichopoda, 837 nucleotides long. The record is from RefSeq and is a predicted model, not a curated record. Lineage: Eukaryota; Viridiplantae; Streptophyta; Magnoliopsida; Amborellales; Amborellaceae.
UGGCAGUCGGAGAGGAGGUGCGUAACAGGCAGAUCAUCUUGAAGAGCUAUGUAAGACAGACAUGGAAAUUGUGCCAAGUACCGUUAAAAUCAAAGUAGCAGAAGGCUCAAGGGCUGUUUUAGUAAAGAAUAUGUACCUCUCUUGUGACCCUUACAUGAGGCUUAAAAUGACCAAACAAGAAAUGUCAACCUGUUUCACUGAGUACCAGCCUGGCUCUGUAUGCCUGGGAUGGUAGCAUAUGUAGGAUUUUUUGAGAUUUUUUACCCUAAAAAAGGAGAACGUGUAUUUGUCUCGGCAGCAUCAGGAGCAGUCGGCCAACUGGUUGCCCAAUUCGUUAAAUCAAUAGUUGUUGGUAGUGCUGGCUCCAAAGAAAAGGUAAGCUGCUAUUAAUCCAAGUUUAAGUUUAAUGAAGCUCUCAAUUAUAAAGAAGAGCCUGACUUGGCUGCUGCAUUGAAAAGGUACUUCCCUAAAUGCAUAGAUAUGUAUUUUGAUAAUGGUGGUGGAGCCAUGCUUGAUGCUGUGCUUUUAAACAUGAGAGACCAUGGCCGAAUUGUGGUUUGUGGAAUGAUCUCUCAAUACAAUAGAGACAAGGCAGAAGGGGUACACAACCUCUUUUGCCUUGUAUCGAAGCGCCUCGUAAGGAAAGGGUUCAUGGUACUUGAUCAUUGGCACUUGUACCCUCAAUUCCUAGAGUUCACUAUUAAGCUCAUAAAGGAAAGGAAGAUAGUUUAUGUUGAAGACAUUGUAGAAGGUCUCGAGAACCCUCCAUCGGCUCUUAUUGGACUCUUCAAAGGCAAGAAUGUCGGCAAACAAGUAGUCCCCAUUGCUCGCGAAUAA